AUCUCUGUCCACGGAGUUCCGCUACAUGUAAACAAAGUUCAAAACGCGAGGUUGGGAACGUGGUCGCGAACGAAUUUUGAAAACUUGUCGCACGGAGGACAGCCCAGCCAUGAAUUCGAACGGCAUAAAGUUGAUGAAGAAAACCGAUCCGUAUCCACAAGGGAUGCGUUGUCAAAAGUGCUUGGAGAUGGGACACUGGAGUUACGAGUGCAAGGGCAAGAGGAAGUACCUGCAUAGGUCCUCUCGUACUUCGCAGCUGAAGAAGGCUCUGCAGAAGCAGCAGGACAGUAGCGAGCACGUUAUAGAGGCUCAAAAUAAGGGGACAAAGAAAAGUCACGUGAAGAAGAAAAUGAGAAAGGAGGAGUCCAGCAGCUCGAGCGACUCAAGUUCCUCCAGCAGUGAGAGCAGCGAAGAUUCCAGUAGUGAAAGUAGUAGCAGCAGUUCUUCAUCGGACAGCGAAUCGGACUCUAGCGACAGUGUAUCUAGUAGCAGUAGUAGUAGUAGUAGCAGUAGUAGCAGUAGCAGCAGUAACGAUUCCCACAAACAACAGCACUGAUCGCGAAGUAAAUUCAAAAGGAAACUUCUCUUCCCAUCAUCUUACGCUACUUUUCUAAACGAUGCGUUAUCACUGCGCGCACGAAUGUUAUACUAUCGAAUAAAACAGUUUCAUGGGGGGAAAAAAAAGACAAAUGGAAACAAGACGCACAACAGGAUACUCUUGUGAGAAGUCCUCUCGCCUUGUGUAAAAUACAUAAUUUAUAUUUUUCUCUCUUGGAUCGACGUACACGAAGUUGCUCAUAAAGGGACUUUCAAUACUAAAUUUGUAAUGUAAUUAUGCUACAAUAAUAUGCUACGUUUCUACGAUAGGAUAUUAUGUAUCCUAUCGUAAUUAUUGAAUUAAUUUUCACGUGAUGUAUAUACAGCAUUACGUAUUUUGUUACAGCAACAUUUUUUCGUUGCAAAAUUAUUUCGUAUGCAAAUUCUUUUGCAUUAUAUUAGCAUUUAUAGCAUAUGUUGUUACUUUCAUAAAGAUUAAACAACAUUUUGAUAUCCGAUGCGACUGUACGAACGUGUUACGAGAACCGCAAAAUUGUACAAAAUUGACAUUUAAAUACGUUAUUUUUGCUACUGUGUAUGCACACACACAUACAUAUAUGUAUAUAGAAUUGACAACUGCUUGAUUUGCCAGGAAAAUAAUUUAAUAAAAUUAGAUCGAUGAGAUUGUAAUGAUUAUACUUAGAUAACAAUAAUGUUCAACAGAAGAUGUUAUUUUUAUGACAAAGAAUGUUAACAAGUCUUUUGAUGCUGUCGACGAUAAAACACGUUUUACAUAC
Ooceraea biroi (clonal raider ant) is the source of this 1334-nucleotide messenger RNA. Its product is annotated as zinc finger CCHC domain-containing protein 10. The record is from RefSeq and is a predicted model, not a curated record. Gene Ontology annotation, molecular function: nucleic acid binding; zinc ion binding. NCBI's taxonomy places the organism in Eukaryota, Metazoa, Arthropoda, Insecta, Hymenoptera, Formicidae.